Messenger RNA from Caenorhabditis angaria, 3376 nucleotides. The record is from the annotation of a GenBank genome assembly. Lineage: Eukaryota; Metazoa; Nematoda; Chromadorea; Rhabditida; Rhabditidae.
AUGGCAGCCGUUUCCUCAGUCUAUCACCCAGUUGUUUGCGACGCUUGCCAAGUUCGCUCAUUCACCGGUUUUCGCUACAAAUGCCAGCGUUGCCCCAAUUAUCAGUUGUGUCAGAGUUGUUUUUGGCGUGGAAGAACCAGUCAGAAUCAUUCGAAUGAGCAUGAGAUGAAAGAAUAUUCGAGUUAUGUGAGUUUGCCAGGGAAAUUUGGGCAUUUUUGGGGAAAUUUUGAAAAAUUCGGAUUUUUUCGAGUUUUUCAAGCCUAAAUUUGAAAAAUUCUGAAAAUUUCGAGUUCAAACAUGAUAUUUAAGCCUAAAUUUCAGCAAUUCUCUAAUAUGAGCAAUAUAUAUUUGCCACGUGGCAUUUUUAUUGAUUUUUGGAAAUACAAAAACAAAAAACAUUGCUCAGAUUAUAGAACAAAAAUUUGAAUUUUUAAAAAAUUCCAAACAUUGCUCAGAUUAUGCAAAAAAUUGAGAAAUCCCUUAUUUUCUAGGUUUUUGGAGCUCGAAAAUAGUCAAUUUUGAGCACAGGAAAAUCAUUGCUCAUAUUAAAUUUUCCGAUUUUUUUGAGAUUUUUUGGCAUUGCUCAGAUUAUACGAAAAAAGUUCCAAAUUUUAAUAGAGCAUUGCUCAUAUUAAAUUUUCCCAAAGAUUUUUUGGCAUUGCUCAGAUUAUGCAAAAAUUUAGAAAAAUCUGAUUUUCUAGGUUUUUGGAGCUCUAAAAAUAGUCAAUUUUAAGCACAGGAAAAUCAUUGCUCAUGUUAAUUUUUCUUCGGAUUUUUUGAGCCAAACAUUGCUCAUAUUAGAGAAUUUUUUGGCAUUGCUCAGAUUAAAUCGCAUUUUUUUUGCAGAAAUCUCCUACCAAACAAUUCGUGCACUCAAUUCACAAAUCCCUCCAAUGUCUUCCGAUUUCCUCGUCUUCCGCUUCCGCUUCCGCUUCCGCAUCCAUUUUCCAUCAAUCCGACAGUCUUCCACCGCCAACCUCAGCUGCGCCUUUAAACCUAACAAAUAUAGUUCCGGCAACUCCGACGACAAUUCGACGGAAUGCUGGAAUUGCUGCGGAAUGGCAGCAGCAAAUGCAGCAGGAUUCGCCGAUUUUGUUGCCUGGACAAGCGUCUCAUGGGGGAUUGAUUGAUGAUGAACACAAAUUGAUUGCGAGAUAUGCGGCGAAAUUGAGCGGAAGGGCUGAUGUACGUGGAAAAUGACGUGGAUUUUUGGGAUCUACGUGGAAAAUUAGGCCUGGAGGAAGUUCUCCUGAUUCUCUAGCUCAAAAUUUGCUCCGUGGCCUAGAAAACCAAUAGUGCUUUGUUGGUUUUCUAGGCGAUCCCUUGAUUUUCACUGAAUUUCGAUAUCAAAUCAGUGUUCCACGUGAAAAAUUAGACCUAAGAGAAGUUCUCCUGGUUUUCUAGCUCAAAAUUCGCUUCGUGGCCUAGAAAACCAAUAGUGUUGGUUUUCUAGGCCACGGCGAAUUUUGAGCUGGGAACAUGGUUUUGGGGAUGAUUUUUGAUGGGGAACCUGUUAAAAUUAGUUGGAAUUUUUGAAAAUGAGCCGGUGACCGAGAAAAAUGCGAUUUUUUGGAUUAGGUUGGUUUUCUAGGCCACGGAGUGAUAUUGCAGUGAGUACGGCUAAUUUUGAUGACUAAAUUCAUGAUCUACGUCAAAUUUUAGGUCUAGGGAAAGUUCCCCUGAUUCUCUAGCUCAAAAUUUGCUUCGUGGCCUAGAAAACCAAUAGUGUUGGUUUUCUAGGCCACGCGUCUAAAACCUUCCGGACAACGUCUAGCCUCCCUGAAAUUUCACGUGGAUCACGAAAAUCACCAUGAAAAUCCUUGAAAACAACCCGGUGGCCGAGGUUUUCACCUCGUGGCCUAGAAAACCAAUAGUAUUGGUUUUCUAGGCCAUCCCUUGAUUUUCACUGAAUUUCAAUAUCAAAUUAUUGUUCUACGUGGAAAAUUAGGCCUGGGGGAAGUUCUCCUGAUUCUCUAGCUCAAAAUCUGCUCCGUGGCCUAGAAAACCAAUAGUAUUGGUUUUCUAGGCCACGCGUUCAAAACUCUCCGGACAACUUCUAGCCACCUUGAAAUUUCACGUGGAUCACGAAAAUCAUCAUGAAAAUCCUUGAAAAUCACCUGGUGGCCGAGUUUUUCCCCAAAUGGCCUAGAAAACCAAAAGUCUCUAAAAAUCUUCGGAGAACUUCUAUAUACCCUAAUUUUUCACGUAGAUCACGAAAAUCACCAUAAAAUGUGUUGAAAACUACCGUAUCUCAUCGAAAAAUCACUUACAGUACCCUCUAUCGAAUGGUCGAAUGAAUUCUUCUUUGGUCGAAGACGAGCGACUACUCAUAGCCCAAUUGGAAGAGGAAAAUAGUCAGAUGGCGAGAGAAAUGGCGAGGUUAGAGACGCAGACACAACAAUCGGAGAACAACGAUGGAUUGGCUGGAUUGAGAGAUCGGAAGAUGGAGUUGGAGGAGAAGAUGUUUGAAAUGCAGCAGAGACGAAAAGAGUUGAUGAUGCAAUUGGAGCAUUUGAUGGCACAAUUGAAUGUGAGCUAGGAAGGGAAUUUGGGGGGAAUUUUUUGAAAAAUUCAGAAAAUUUGCGAUUUUUUGAGUCUAAACAUGACUAGUUUCUGAAUAAUUUGAGAUUGCUCAGGUUAUAGAAAAAUUUAGAUAGCUUUGAUCAUUGCUCAUAUUAAUCAAUUUUCUGUGAAUUUUAGGGAUUGCUCAGAUUAUACAAAAACAGGGUCACUGUAUAUUUAUGACCAAAUUUUGAAGAUCGAAAUUAGACAUUGCUCAGAUUAUGCAAAAAAUUUAGAAAAAUCUGAUUUUCUCAGUUUUUGGAGCUCUAAAAAUAGUCAAUUUUGAGCACAAGAAAAACAUUGCUCAUAUUAAAGAAUUUUUCGGAAUUGCUCAGAUUAUGCAAAAAAUUUAGAAAAAUCUGAUUUUCUCAGUUUUUGGAGCUCUAAAAAUAGUCAAUUUUGAACGCAGUUUGUAAAAACAUUGCUCAUAUUAAAUAAUUUUUUGGCAUUGCUCAGAUUAUGCAAAAUCUGAUUUUCUGGGGUUUUUAAAGCUCUAAAAAUAGUCAAUUUUGAGCACAGUUUUUAAAUUUUGAAAAAAAAAGCAUUGCUCAGAUUACACAUAAUUUUCCAGAAUCCACCACCUUCUAACCUCACCAAUUCAACCUCUGGAAUUCAACAACCAUCCACCUCAUUAUCCGCCACAAAUCUCGCCAAUGAUGUUCUCAACUUAUCGCAAGUCGCAAAUGCUUUCCGCGCCGGAAGUCUUCCGGCUGCCACGUUGCAAUGCGAUUUAUUACAGGCGGCCGAUCAGAUUACGAAUAAUAUGAGCGAUUUGGUUCGGCAAUUGGAUUUGGCGCAAGAGAAUGGGGCUUAG